This is a messenger RNA of Schistocerca cancellata (South American locust), 562 nucleotides long. It is a transcript of the gene mRpS14, whose product is annotated as 28S ribosomal protein S14, mitochondrial. The transcript is spliced from 3 exons. The record is from RefSeq and is a predicted model, not a curated record. Gene Ontology annotation, biological process: translation. NCBI's taxonomy places the organism in Eukaryota, Metazoa, Arthropoda, Insecta, Orthoptera, Acrididae. Gene Ontology annotation, molecular function: structural constituent of ribosome. Bases 82 to 474 code for a protein of 130 amino acids. Gene Ontology annotation, cellular component: mitochondrial small ribosomal subunit; ribosome.
UGCAACUUUUCAGUGCCUGUGAAAGACUACAACAACAUAGAUGAAGUAUCUUUGGACAUCAGUGAGCGAUGUGCGUGAAAUAUGGCUAAUUUGAAUAGAGUGGGAACCGCAUUAUUUCGAAUUGCGAACAGUUUUUUUGACAGCUAUAAAUGUGGGCCAAAACGAAAUAAAUACCAAAAUUGCUGGAUGAUAAGAGAUGUAAAAAGAAGGCAGUGUGUAAAGGAACAUGCAGUUGAAAGGCUUAGGAUAAACUCCUUGCGAAAGAAUGAUAUACUUCCAGUUGAAAUUAGGGAAAUUGCAGACAAAGAAAUUGCAGCAUUUCCACGAGACUCUAGUAAAGUUCGGUUGGUGAAUCGGUGUGCUGUUACUUCCCGGCCACGUGGUGUCGUACAGAGAUGGCGCUUAAGCAGAAUUGUCUGGCGACAUCUUGCAGACUAUAAUAAGUUAUCUGGAGUACAGAGAGCUAUGUGGUGAAGCUUGUCAGUAAUUUUUGUAUGUAGUGUACUGUUGUUAGUGUGAUUAAUUAUGAUAAAAGUUCAAUAAAUGAGAAUGUGUUUUCCCA